Molecule: messenger RNA, 1266 nt
Organism: Alternaria rosae
Lineage: Eukaryota; Fungi; Ascomycota; Dothideomycetes; Pleosporales; Pleosporaceae
Exons: 1
Coding region: 1-1266 (421 amino acids)
Source: RefSeq, a predicted model, not a curated record
AUGUUCACCCUCUGCGUUACAAACAGAGUUCGCUUCGGUGUGUUGAACAGCAUCCACCCGAUUCCGCGCGGAAUUCUGAGGCUUAAGAGUGACGAGGACCUCAUCAUGGCCUUCCAUAUACUCUUGGAAGAGAUAGAGAGUUGGCCGUCAUCCAUGAGACUGGUAAAGACACUUCAGAACAUCAUCGAAGUGGUGUUUGAAAUGCACGGCGGAUGGGCCUACCUCCAGCUGGGACAGCAUCAGCAAUCGUUCCUUCAGCAGAUGUCGUUACAGCAUUCUUUCAACCUACCGCAACAAAAUUUUUUCAUCAAUCAACAGAUACCACCACCAGCGAUGAUUGGACAGGCUCUUACCCAGAAUAUUGUUGUGCACUCGCACACAGCGCCAGCGCCUGCUCAGAUCCAAGGGUCCUCCAACCAAGACAAAAAUGAGCUCUUUCUCGACCGGCUCAACAAAGAUAAUGAUCACAACGAGAAGAUGAAGCACAGAUACGAUGACGAACUAGCAGUGAAGGCGCGAGCCAGGCUGGAAGCUGAAGAGAAGAAAGCGAUUAAGACGGAGAAAGAGGAGGCUCGUAAGCUCAAGGAGGCACAGAAAAGAUUCGAAAGGAUCAAGAUUGAAAAUGACCUGAAAGAGGACACCAUACUGCGCACUGACGAGGCAUUGAGUAGAGGAGAUGAGAUGAAGCGCAAGACGCGUGAGAUGAUGGAAAGGGCAGAGCAGGAAAAGCUUGAUGCUGAACGAAAAUUUGCGGAACAGCGUCGAGAAGCAGCCGUAAAAAGGGAGCAGGAUAGGCGAAAUCAGGAAAGGCAGGACCAACAGAGGCGAGAGCAGGAUAGACAAAGCCACUUUAACGAAGAGGUCAAGCAACCACACGACUACAGGCAGCGCAUGCUAUCUGAAAACGAACGAUCACAGCAGUUCUCCCCGACUCCACAAAAUCAACUCGUUCCUGACAACGACGAUGACGACCCCGAUAGUGAUGAAGAGAAGCGGAAAGAUCCGUACGAACUUAUUGGUCUACCUGACAGAGGGCGCACACCGGUCAAAGAUAUCGAAACCACCCAACGAGUGUUGAACAGAAUACAUCAGAAGACUCUCGAUACUGCAAUGUCAGAUUCUAAGAGAAUUCACGCCGAAAAACGUAUGGUUGAGAUCAAGUGGGCAGCAGAUAUUCUGUUGAAUGAGAUGAAUAAGAGGGCUUUUGACGAGGCUGGUGCUAUUCAUCCUCACGAACAGCAGGCGUGGAGGAAGAAGAGUAAGUGA